Ichthyophthirius multifiliis is the source of this 690-nucleotide messenger RNA. RefSeq lists its product as hypothetical. Gene Ontology annotation, biological process: protein refolding. NCBI's taxonomy places the organism in Eukaryota, Ciliophora, Oligohymenophorea, Hymenostomatida. Gene Ontology annotation, molecular function: protein folding chaperone. The record is from RefSeq and is a predicted model, not a curated record. The annotation marks the transcript as partial. Gene Ontology annotation, cellular component: cytoplasm. The transcript is spliced from 6 exons.
AUGAUUUUAUAAAUUUAAUAAGAUCAUAUAAUCAAAGGAUUUUCAGUUGAAAAAAAUUUUAGAAUAGUUUUUACUGAAAACACAUAAUUAUUAUAAAAUGCAAUUGGAGAAGAAAGAAUAAAAGUAAUAGUAAAAUUUAAUAAUUAUGAGUUUUAUACAGAAUCAAUGGCUAAUGGAGAAGCUAGAGGUUUUGUACACAAAUAUGAAAAAAAUACAUAAAAAGAAAAUGUAUUAAUAAUAUCUAAGAUAAAAUAUGGUUUUACAUAACAAUAAUUAAGUUCUAUAUAAUUAUAAUUUAAUGAAAAUUUAUAAUGGAUUAAUUUUUCAGGUAAAUCAAUUGAAGAUUUUUAUUUAUAAUCAGAUUAAAUAUAAAACUUUUGUGAUUUAUAUACUAGUUUUGAUAUUAAUUAAAGAUCAUUUGGGUAUAUGAUUUAAGCUAUGCCAGAUUGUAAAAAAUAUUAUUUAGAAGAGAUUCAUAAAUAAAUAUUACAAAAUAAUUAAUAUAUUUGUGUCAAAUAUAAUGGUUUAAAUUAUAGUAAUAUUCAUGAUUUGUUAUAUAAUUAAUUGAAUAUAAAAGAUAUUCAAUAUUUAAGAUAUCCUGUUUAAUUUUAUUGUAGAUGUAGUAAAAGCAAUAUAAUGAGUUUAAUUUUGUAAUUGGGAAAAUAAACAUUAAAAGAUAUGUAAAAUAAA